AUUGCAACCCGUCGCAGUUGCAACCAGUCGCGGUAGCAACCAGUCGCGAUAGCAACCAGACGCGGUUGCUCGACCAUAGGAAGUGAUAUCGAGUUACUGAUUGUGGUUCACUGUGUCAUAUAAAUUGUUUAUUUUUGUUUUUGUUGCCGCCGGCCGUCGCUGGUGAUUUCGCGCCAUUUCGCCACAGCUCCAGUCAUUCGCUCGCCACAGUCGGCACAGCGCGGCGGCCGACACUCGCACAAACUCAAACGAAUAAAUACGACUCCAUCCGCAACCCGCUAUAUACAAUAAUAAAUAACAAUCCGCGUCAACGACAACGACAACAUUGUGACAAACAAACAUUCCUACGCCAUCUGUGAUAAUAAUGAACACAAAAUUAAUUUAAUUUACCAGUGUUGUGAUUACUUUAAGUAAAUAAAUUCAAAUGCGACCGUCAAAAUAAAAUGUCUCGGGCCUCGGCGUUCAAAACCGUAUUUUAAUUUGGUUUGACACAAGACUGAAACAUGACGAAGUAUAAGUUGAACAAUACAGUGCGGUCCGCGUCCGAAGUGACCCUCACGUCGUACAUGACGGGCAGCACCGACAGCACCAACAAGAAGGAGCCGGAGCUGGACAGCAACCAGAACGACAACAUCAGCUCCGAGUCCAACCGCAACCUGGAGGCGAAGCGCUGCCACGUGUGCCCGCACGCGUGCGACUUCCUCAAGGAGUCGGACAAGCUGGCGGCCUCGCUGGCCAAGCAGGAGUGCGACAAGUUCGGGCUCAACGAGCUGAAGGUGGAGGGGCUGGACAAGGACGUGUGCCUGUGCGAGAAGUACAACGGCGGCUGCAAGCUGUGCCCGCGGCCCAGCCUGGCGCCCACGCUGGCGCUGGGGCAGGACGCGCGCGACCCCUGCCGGGCCUGCCACCGCGCCGCCUGCAACACCCCAUACCCCCACACAAAUGGCACAUACAACGGGUCGCUACCACACAAGGAGGGCGCGGAGCGAGGCUCAGGGUGGCGGCGCGACGCGGCGAGGCGCGCGCGCGCAUGCUGCUCCACCAAGACGCUCAUGCGGCGCCUGCCCAUCCUGCAGUGGCUGCCCAAGUACACGCCACGAAACGGCCUCGCCGACAUCAUUGCUGGUAUAACAGUGGGCCUGACAGUGAUCCCGCAGGCGAUAGCGUACGCGGGCGUGGCGGGCCUGCCGCCGCAGUACGGGCUGUACUCGUCGUUCAUGGCGUGCUUCGUGUACACGGUGUUCGGCUCGGUGAAGGACUCGGCCAUCGGGCCCACGGCCAUCGCCGCCAUCCUCACGAGAGAGAACCUGCACGGCCUGGGCCCCGAGUUCGCCGUGCUGCUCGCCUUCCUGUCCGGCUGUGUGGAGCUGCUCAUGGGGAUACUGCAGCUCGGCUUCCUGAUCGACUUCAUCAGCGGGCCGGUGUCGGUGGGGUUCACGUCAGCAGCCGCCAUCAUCAUCGCCACCACGCAGGUCAAGGACAUCCUCGGCCUCAGCUUCCCCGGCGGCAAGUUCUUGCAGGUAUGGACGGGUCUGUACGAGCACAUCGGUGAGACGCGCCUGUGGGACUCCGUGCUCGGCAUCUCAUGCAUCAUUGUGCUGCUGCUACUUAGGAAAGUGAAAGACAUAAAAGUGAACCCGAAGCCGGACCCGGAGUGCGCGGAGGGCGGCGGCGCGGGCUCGCGGCUGCGGCGGGCGACUGCGCAUGCGCUGUGGUUCCUCUCCACCACGCGCAACAUCCUCGUCGUGCUGCUGUGCGCCGCGCUCGCAUACUACUUCGACACGCAGCGCCAGGCGCCCUUCGUGCUCACAGGAGAAGUGAAGCCCGGUCUGCCGGAGUUCUCGGCGCCACCGUUCUCGGCCACAGUGGGCAACCACACGUACACGUUCUCGGAGAUGGCGUCCACGCUCGGCUCCGCCAUCUUCGUGGUGCCGCUGCUCUCCAUCCUCGAGAACAUCGCGCUCGCCAAAGUAUUCUCGGAAGGCAAGUACGUGGACGCGACGCAGGAGAUGGUGGCGCUGGGCGUGUGCAACAUGGCGUCGGCGCUGGUGCACUCCAUGCCGGUGUCGGGCGCGCUGUCCCGCGGCGCCGUCAACCACGCCAGCGGCGUCGCCACCACCGCCGGCGGCCUCUACACCGGCGCACUCGUGCUGCUGUCGCUGCAGUACUUCACGCCGUACUUCUACUACAUCCCGAAAGCGUCACUAGCGGCUGUCAUUAUAGCCGCUGUUGUGUUCAUGAUGGAGCUGCAUGUAUUCAAGCCCAUUUGGAGGACUAAAAAAUUGGACCUGAUCCCGGCGGUAGUAACUUUUGUGACGUGCCUGAUGCUGAGGUUAGAGCUGGGUAUAGUGAUCGGCAUCGCCGUCAAUCUAGUGUUCCUGCUGUACGCGUCCGCCAGGCCGUCCGUCAAAGUCACCACGGCUGUGUCGAGCGACGGCAUCCAGCACCUGGUGGCGGUGGUGGACCGCUCGCUGUCGUUCCCGUCGGCGGAGUUCGUGCGGCGCGCGCUGCGCAAGGCGGCCGAGCGCCACGCGCACCGCACGCCGCUCGUGCUCGACGCCACGCACGUGCAGGCCGCCGACUUCACCGCCGCCAAGGGCAUUAAGGCGCUGAUAGACGACUUCCACGCGCGCGGGCAGACGAUCAUCUUCUACAACGUGAAGCCGUCGAUCGCGGAGGUGUUCCGCGGCGUGCGGCCGCGCGAGUUCCUGCACUGCUCGUGCCGCGCCGAGCUCGACCGCCUGCUGCUCGCCGCCGCCGCGCCGACUGUCUAGCUUGGCGCAGCCGUCUCCCCAGAUCUCCAGUACCUUGACACACGACACAGUAUUGUUAGCGAUACCUAUGUAUUUAUACUAGCCUAGUUAUGUUAGGUAGCCUAAGUGUUGACGGUCCGCGGGACGCAGUCAAAUAAACGUGUUGGUUAUUUUAAAAA
Helicoverpa zea (corn earworm) is the source of this 2932-nucleotide messenger RNA. Its product is annotated as sodium-independent sulfate anion transporter-like. The record is from RefSeq and is a predicted model, not a curated record. The transcript is spliced from 14 exons. The coding region runs from base 504 to 2774 and encodes 756 amino acids. NCBI's taxonomy places the organism in Eukaryota, Metazoa, Arthropoda, Insecta, Lepidoptera, Noctuidae. Gene Ontology annotation, biological process: transmembrane transport. Gene Ontology annotation, cellular component: membrane. Gene Ontology annotation, molecular function: secondary active sulfate transmembrane transporter activity.